AUGGAGCCUUCUGAAGAAACUGUUCAGAUUAACAAGGAUAACUUUUUAGAAGUUCCCAGUUUAUCCGAUUCGCUUUCCGAAGAUGAAGAAAUUAAAGAAACCCUCAAGCCCCGCUUCUCCCCUCUGCCAAGACGACGAGGCUCUGAUUCUUCUGAAUCAGAUUAUCCAUACCUGGAUACUCCUUCUUCAGGUUCACGGAGAGUUUCAUUUGCUGAUGCCCUUGGAUUCAAUCUUGUAUCUGUUAAAGAAUUUGACAGUUGGGACCCGUUGCCUGGAAUUUCAUCACAUUUUGACUUAAGGGAUGAUGUUUUCCACACAGAUGAGUAUAUUUUAUCUCCCCUGUUUGAUUUGCCUUCCUCAAAAGAAGUGCUGAUGCAGGAGCUACAGGUUCAGAAGGCAGUCCUAGAGUCAACCGAGUUCCUAACUGGGGCAACAACUAUGAAGGGCACUAUCCGAGUUUUGAAUGUUUCUUUUGAGAAGUCAGUGUAUGUUAGAAUGUCCUUAGAUGACUGGCAGACCCAUUAUGACAUUUUAGCUGAGUAUGUCCCCAAUUCUUGUGAUGGUGAAACAGAUCGAUUCUCCUUUAAGAUUUCAUUGGUUCCUCCUUAUCAAAAAGAUGGCGCCAGGAUUGAAUUUUGUAUACGCUACGAAACUUCUAUUGGCACAUUUUGGUCAAACAAUAAUGGCAAAAACUAUACAUUGAUCUGUCAAAAGAAGGAAAGGGAGCAAGAACCUGAAAAAUCACGGGAAGUAAUAACUAACAGACAGCUCAAAGGCUGCUUAAAGGUAAAAUCAAGCAAAGAGGAAUCAUUAGAAAUAUUAGAGGAGAAUAACUGUAAUAAUUCAAGGAUUACAGAUACCUCUCUCCCCACAAUUACUUUUUCUCAUGAGGAUAAAGAAGACAUUGGAGCCAGUAGUCAAAAUGUAAAAGAUGUAAACAGAAAAUAUGAUGAACACAGAGAAAAAGAAUUAGAGCUAAUGCUAAAUGAGUACUCAGUAAGAACUAGAAGUCCUUCUACCAAAGAUGAAAGCUCAUUUGCAACAGAGCCAGUUAAUUUUCCAAAUACAGCUGAAGAAUCUGAAAAUCAGCGAACCCUUGGUGAGGAAAGGGAAAACUUGCUAAGGAGGCCUUUGUCUUCCAGUUCAUCAGCAGAAAAUCCCUUAAGGGGAGAAUUAUACAGUAAUCCGAAGUAUUCCUUGAGAAAUGAAGUUAGUCACCAAUUGGCAGAGGGACUUACUUCAGGUCUAGCAAACAACAGCAAACCAACGGUGAGAUACACUGAUAGCGGUGAGACCUCGCCAUUACUUGGAAAUCUCCUCGUAAAGCAACAGGAUGAACAUUCUCACUUUUUGGAAGAAUCAGAAAGGCAAGGAAUAAAAUGGGUAGAUAUUUCAAAAAGAAAAACAGAGGGUGCAAUGGGAAAUGAGAUGAUGGAUAGAUUAUUCACCAGCCAGGAGGAUGCUCAUAGCUACAAAAAAGCCCAUGAAAAGACACUGGAAACAUUUUCUUCAGAGGAUAAUCCAUUAGUGCCAUUAAGCACCAGUGACAUGGAAGUUUUGGAUGAUAAUGCCAAUCCAGCAGGAGAGGGUCACAACCUGCAAAUAUCUUGUCCAACUGCAAAUUUGCCUUUGGCAGGCAAUGUUGAUCAAGGCAAAGAAGGAGAAAGAACCAAGGAAAUUAAAAUCAAAGACUGGGAAUGUCCAACAAGAGAGUCUCAUGCUUAUGUGCCUGCCCAUAUGAAUGUUUUCAAAGAAUGUCCAGUUACAGAAAAGAGAACUUCUAGAAAAGGACGUGGGAACAUUAAAGAAAAGGAGGCACAAAGAAUUAAGUUUGAUAUUAGUGAAAGGCAAAAUGAAAAUAUGUUGCCAAUCUCAAUUGACCACCAAGGGAGAAGACCUGAAAGAGGGGCUAACGAUAUGAGUCAAGUUAGUCAUAAAGCACUACAUGACCCUUGGAACAAAGUAAAUGAAAUGUCUGCUAGUUCUUAUGACUUGGCUUCCAGGGCUGAUAGAUCACAUUCUUUCAGAACUGAUUUAGGCAAACCCAAAGAUGUGUUUACAACUAACAGGAGUGGUCUAGUGGACUCAGAAGGCAACACUCCAGAAAGAAUACAUGGCCAAGUUUGCUUACCAGAAAAUGGAAACGCCUUGCAAUCCGACCUGAAUCUUCCCCAAGUUCAAAGAGAGAAAUCAGACAGGAAUAUUCCUGAUGAUCAGAAUAAGAUUGAAUGUGGAAAUCAAAGUUGGAAUGUUCUGGAAAGUCAGGUCAUUUUAAGAGAGAGUAAGACAAAUAGAACAGAACAGAUCAAGGAGCAAGCAGAUGGUAAAGACAUGUGGGAAAUAAGAGAUAAUACAAGGAGCCCGAAUGUUACUCCUACAGAAGAAUUGUUUACCUGCCAAGAAACAGUGAGAUGUGAACUGUCUUCUGUAGCUGAUCAUGGUAUUACCGAGAAAGCAGAAGCAGGUACAGCUUAUAUAAUUAAGACAACAUCAGAAAGUACUCUAGAAAGCAUGUCUGCUAGAGAAAAAGCAAUAAUUGCUAAGCUACCUCAAGAGACUUCUCUAAGUGACAGGCCCACUGAGGAAAAGGAAACAGCGUUUGAUCCACAUGAAGGGAGAAAUGAUGAUUCACAUUAUACCCUUUGUCAUCGGGAUUCAGUGGAUGUAAUCUAUGACAUUGACUUUGAAAAGAAAUCACAUUUAGGUAUUUAUAAUGUACACAUAGAUGAAAAACGAAAGGAAGAAACUAUGUCUCAGUGCAAUCCUGGGGAAAUACUUGACAGGGCAGAACAUGGCAUUAGAAAUAUUGCAACUGUAGGAGAAUCUCUGCAGGUCACUCCUGAGAAUGGAAAAGCCAGCUCAGAACUGGAUUUGUACUCGGCACAGUUACCUACUCUUCCAAAAAAUUUGAAGAAAAAUAUAUGCCACGCACAGUCCCAAGGACUCCCUCAGAAGAAUGCUGGUUUGGUUCCUCUUGCUCAUCAAAGUUUCCAUUCUGAAAGAAGCAUUUGUUCUCAGAAUAGCACUCCUGUUUCCACUCAUCUUAAUAAAAUUCAAUCCAAUGAGGAAACAUUCACUAUAGAGUAUCCAAUGGCUGCCAUGCCAUUCAAGCCCAUUUCUACUACAUCGGAAUGCAAAUGUGAUCUGCACAGUGAAGCCCAGUGUGUUGAGAAAAGUCUCCAUCCUGAGUCUGUACCUCAAGAAUAUAACAAGAGUUCAGUAAUAUUGACUUCCAGUGAUGGGAAAGAAAGGUUCAUAGCUGAAAAAUUCCAACAAGCAGAAAACAACAUGGUGAAAUCUUUAGGGCCAAUGAUUUUUAUCAGUGAACCUAAUGAGGAGGUGGAAGAGACAAGUUGUGAAACCGAAGAGUUAAUAAGCUAUGGACAAGAAUUAGGCUCCUCAAGUUUCAAGCUAGGUAGUUCUGACUCCUCCAUUCUCCCUGUCCAGGACAACCAGACUCUGGCCAGUGAGUCUCUGCUUUCAAAAUUUAACUCUAAAAUCCUCUAUUUUCUCUUGUUCCUUCUGUUUCUCUUAACAACCUACUAUUAUGACCUAAUGAUUGGCUUGGCAUUCUACCUUUUUUCAUUGUACUGGCUAUCUUGGGAAGGAGGGCGACCCCAAGAACCUGUCAAAAAGAAGUAA
Messenger RNA from Gracilinanus agilis (Agile Gracile Mouse Opossum), 3642 nucleotides. It is a transcript of the gene PPP1R3A, whose product is annotated as protein phosphatase 1 regulatory subunit 3A. Bases 1 to 3642 code for a protein of 1213 amino acids. Gene Ontology annotation, cellular component: protein phosphatase type 1 complex. The transcript has 4 exons. Gene Ontology annotation, molecular function: glycogen binding; protein phosphatase 1 binding. Gene Ontology annotation, biological process: regulation of glycogen biosynthetic process. Lineage: Eukaryota; Metazoa; Chordata; Mammalia; Didelphimorphia; Didelphidae. The record is from RefSeq and is a predicted model, not a curated record.